AUGCUCCUCGAAAUCUUCCAAGAGGACUUUGUUGAGUGGGAUUCUGAUAACUUUGCCAUGGUCUACCCACCAAUUCUAAGAAGAUUCAAGACACUCCUUAUGUCAAGAGGAAUAUAUGUAGGGUGCGAGAACAACAAACGAUCGACCGUCGCACAGCAGCUGGCAGCAUUGCUUGAAAAUGAUACCCAUGACCUACCCCGGUGGCCGAAGCGCGAACUUGACCAGAUGAUUGGAUAG
Molecule: messenger RNA, 237 nt
Organism: Blumeria graminis f. sp. triticale
Lineage: Eukaryota; Fungi; Ascomycota; Leotiomycetes; Helotiales; Erysiphaceae
Source: the annotation of a GenBank genome assembly